AUGGAUUCUCAGCUAUGGUGGAACGGACCGCUAUGGCUCCAAUACGACAAAAUCACGACGCAUCCUUUAACAACGUUGGAAGACAAUGAGGAACCAUUAGGCGAAGAUGGGGAAGACAGCGUGAUAGUAAUGCCAUUGCAAACGGAGAAUGAUAUAUUCGGCAAGUUCUCAACGCUCAAUAAGCUGAUUCGUGUUACAGCUACCUGUAUCCGCUUUGCACUCAUAUGCCGAAAGGAAGUAGAGCGAGGUAUCUUACGCGUGGGUGGCAGGCUACAAAAUUCGAAGCUACAAGAGGGCGCAAAGCAUCCAGUCUUACUACCUCAUCGCUCUAGGUUUACAGAACUAGUCAUCGAACACGAGCAUAGAAAAAUGUUACAUGCAGGAGCGAAUUCAACUCUUGCUGCUGUUAGGUUGGAGUACUGGCCGCUCAAGGCGCGCGGUACAAUUAAGCGAUUAGUCCGUGGUUGCAUCACCUGUUUUAAAUCGAAACCUCAAAUUCCGGAACAGAUUAUGGGCAACCUACCGGCACACCGUGUGACGCCGUCCCGUCCAUUUGAGAACACAGGCGUGGACUUCUGCGGGCCUAUAUACGUUCGGGAAGGAAGAGGAAAAGGCAGGAAAAAUAUCAAGGCCUACGUAGCAGUGUUUGUCUGCAUGGCAACAAAAGCUGUGCAUUUAGAAGUAGUAUCGGAUUUGACGACGGAGGCGUUUCUGAACGCUUUCAAGAGAUUCAUCGGCCGCAGAGGAAGACCGUCUGAUGUAUUCUCGGACAACGGAACCAACUUUGUUGGAGCUAACCGUGAGCUGGAGGAGCUUCGAGAUCUUUUAAACCGAGAGGAGGAGCAGAAGAAGUUAAUAGAUUACACCGCAACGGAGAAAAUCAAAUGGCAUUUUAUACCCUCUCGAGCUCCACAUUUCGGCGACCUAUGGGAGGCGACGGUCAAAUCCUUCAAGAAUCAUUUUUAUAAGGUGGCUUCAGACGCAGCCAUGACAUUCGAGGAGGCAUCUACGCUGGUGAUUCAGAUUGAAGCUAUUCUAAACUCGAGACCAAUAGCCGCUCUUUCUUCAGAUCCGAACGAUCUGAGUUACCUGACAGCCGGUCAUUUUAUUAUUGGGAGGCGUUCUAAGUGGUACAAGAACAACGAUGCGCAAUUCCAAAUCGGGCAGUUGAUUCUGUGCAAAGAGGAUGGGCUGCCACCUUUGAAAUGGGUGCUGGGACGCAUCCAGAAAGUCUGUCCCGGGAGCGAUGGAAUAGCCGAACAGCCGUGA
This is a messenger RNA of Temnothorax curvispinosus, 1269 nucleotides long. RefSeq lists its product as uncharacterized. The transcript is spliced from 3 exons. Lineage: Eukaryota; Metazoa; Arthropoda; Insecta; Hymenoptera; Formicidae. Gene Ontology annotation, molecular function: nucleic acid binding. Gene Ontology annotation, biological process: DNA integration. Bases 1 to 1269 code for a protein of 422 amino acids. The record is from RefSeq and is a predicted model, not a curated record.